Molecule: messenger RNA, 1423 nt
Organism: Syzygium oleosum
Lineage: Eukaryota; Viridiplantae; Streptophyta; Magnoliopsida; Myrtales; Myrtaceae
Product: tryptophan synthase alpha chain
Exons: 10
Coding region: 206-1141 (311 amino acids)
Biological process (GO): L-tryptophan biosynthetic process
Cellular component (GO): chloroplast; cytosol
Molecular function (GO): tryptophan synthase activity
Source: RefSeq, a predicted model, not a curated record
UUACCAAAUACAGCGAGCCUCGCAGAUUCGCAUGCAAAUGGCUCUUAUACUCCAGAAAUGGCGGCUGGAAGUGACCCGGCAUUCCAAACCCUAGCGCUGUAGCCCCCGCCGGUCAACUCCCACCUCCGCUCCGGCCGCCGUCUCCCGUCGCAGGAUUGAAGUGCAGGAAUAAGAGGUUUUAAGCCGUUAUCCAAAGGCGCUGGGUAUGGCAUUAGCUCUUAAACCAACUUGCUUUGUUCAACUUAAGAAACCCAAAUCUUGCUGUGCUUUCCAGUCUUCGCGGCAACUAGCAGUUGUUUCUACCAAAAGAAAUACAACAAUGGCUGCUCUUAGCAUAGUAUCGACAAUUGGCAUCUCUGAGACAUUUGCUAAAUUGAAGAAAGAAGGCAAGGUGGCAUUAAUUCCUUACAUCACGGCUGGUGACCCUGACCUUUCAACUACCGCACAAGCUUUGAAGGUGCUUGACUCAUGUGGUUCAGAUAUAAUUGAGCUGGGUGUUCCAUAUUCUGAUCCUCUAGCAGAUGGUCCAGUAAUUCAGGCUGCAGCCACUCGAGCCUUGGCAAGGGGUACUAAUUUUGAUGCAAUUAUUUCCAUGUUGAAGGAGGUUGUCCCGCAAUUGUCAUCCCCUGUUGCUUUAUUCUCAUACUAUAACCCAAUUCUGAAGCGCGGAGUGGAGAAGUUCAUGUCCAUCGUUAAUGAUGCAGGGGUUCAUGGGCUUGUAGUUCCUGAUGUUCCUUUGGAAGAGACUGAAAUCUUAAGAAAGGAAGCUCUUAAGUACAAAAUUGAACUGGUGUUGCUUACUACACCUACUACUCCAACCAGUCGAAUGAAAGCUAUAGUUGAAGCCUCGGAAGGAUUUAUAUAUCUUGUGAGCUCAGUGGGAGUAACUGGGGCUCGAGCAUCUGUGAGUACUCGUGUGGAAACUCUUUUGCAGGACAUUAAGGAGGCAACUACUAAACCCGUAGCUGUUGGCUUUGGCAUAUCAACCCCUGAGCAUGUGAAGCAGGUUGCGAGCUGGGGAGCUGAUGGUGUGAUUGUUGGAAGCGCGAUGGUGAGACUGCUGGGCGAAGCCAAAUCUCCAGAAGAAGGGCUGAAGGAGCUCGAAGAUUUCACUAGAUCCUUGAAAUCUGCGCUGCUUUGAGAGGGUUUUUGUUGAUCUGACUGGCUUGUUAGCUCUUCAUUUCAGCCUUUUGGACACAGUGGAGAUUAUUUAGAUCAAACCCCUUCGGGGUUCCCUUAAUUGUUACAGCAUAUGUUCGGUCCAAGAACUCUUUUGAAUUUAUGGGCCUUUUCGUCCCGGAAACCGGUUUUCAGUAAACUGCAAUUUUCAGUCAGUACUCUGAAGAGCACCUUCACUUCUCAAAACGAUUUGUGAGAUUGAUCUACUGUAAAUUGCUGCAUGAGACCCAAGUCCAUUCGAAUA